AGAAGAGCAGGAUGUGUUCAGAGCCCCGAGUCUUGGAGCAGAUGCAUACAUUGGGACCAAAAAUGGGAGGAAAGGAAAAAGAACCUGUAAAAGUUCAGCUUUUAACUGGACAUCAGGCAUGAAGCCAGUGAUUUUCCAUGCAAAGUGGCCAAACAUCCCAGAAACAAAAACAGAAAUAGGUACAGAGAUGUCAGCCCCUUUGAUCACAGUCGGAUUAAGCUAAACCAAGGUGACAAUGACUAUAUCAAUGCUAGUUUGAUAAAAAUGGAAGAGGCCCAAAGGAGCUACAUCCUUACCCAGGGACCUUUGCCAAAUACUUGUGGUCACUUCUGGGAGAUGGUUUGGGAACAGAAAAGCCGUGGUGUUGUCAUGUUGAACAGAGUGAUGGAAAAGGGAUCCAUAAAGUGUGCACAGUACUGGCCACGGAAGGAGAAGAAAGAAAUGGUUUUUGAAGAUACAAACUUGAAACUAACGUUGAUAUCUGAAGAUAUAAAAUCCUACUACACAGUACGACAGCUGGAAUUGGAAAACCUGACUACCCAGGAAACUCGGGAGAUUCUGCACUUUCACUACACCACCUGGCCCGACUUUGGUGUCCCGGAGUCGCCGGCGUCGUUCCUGAAUUUCCUGUUCAAGGUGCGGGAGUCGGGCUCGCUGAGCCCCGGCCACGGCCCGGUCGUGGUGCACUGCAGCGCUGGCAUCGGGAGGUCGGGCACCUUCUGCCUGGUGGACACCUGUCUGCUGCUGAUGGACAAACGGAAAGAUCCUUCCUCCGUGGAUGUCAAGCAGGUUCUCCUGGAAAUGAGGAAGUACAGGAUGGGGCUGAUCCAGACUGCAGACCAGCUCCGGUUCUCCUACUUAGCUGUUAUUGAAGGGGCAAAAUUCAUCAUGGGAGAUGCUUCAGUGCAAGAGCAGUGGAAAGAGCUCUCCAAUGAAGACCUGGAGCCACCCCCUGAGCACACCCCCCCACCUCCCAGGCCCCCGAAGAGAACCUCAGAGCUGCACAACGGGAGGAUGCACGAGCACCCCGAGUUCUCCCCGAAGCAGCAGGAGGCAGAGGAGCAGAGCAGCUGCUCAGUGGGCAGCGAGGAGCCGGCAGCUGCGGACGGCACAGCCCGCUCGGCCACAGCAGCGAGCACAGACAGCACUAGUCACGACACUGAACCCCGGAGGAGAACUGUUGGUGACAACCCGCGGCUCUCGCCCCGCAAGGAGGAGUCCGUGAAGGAAAACUCGGAGGAGGAGGAUGAGAACGUGGUGGCGACUUGGAAACCCUUCCUAGUGAAUAUCUGCAUGUUCACUUUCCUCACAGCAGGAGCUUAUCUCUGCUACAGGGUGUGUUUCCAUUGACCAGUGCCCCGGACUCAGCUCAGCUCCUCGGAGCCCCUCGAGGCAGGGCAGCCUUGGCUCAGAACAGGUAGAUUUAGGGGGAAAGGCCAGAACUUUGGGUAGGGCUUAAUGAGAGAAUUGAUGCACUAGGGUUUUAUCCAGCCCUGUGGUCCCAAGAACAUAAUAUUGUAAUCUCAGGGCCUUGAAAUAUUCAGGAGUAAGCAGAGAAAAUGCCAAAUAGUCUGUUUUCCUUUUUUGUUUUCUUUUUUUUUUUUUUUAAAACUAAAUAAUAGAAUUACAACACAUUGUUGUUUUUAGCCUUUUUUAAAAAGCCAGUUCAUUUUCUUUUGUUUCAGAAAAACUAGGCACAAGUGAAACUUGCUUGUACUCUCCAAGUGUUGUAACCAAAUACAUGACUUACAUUGACAAGUUCCCAAAAAAA
Messenger RNA from Parus major (Great Tit), 1771 nucleotides. It is a transcript of the gene PTPN1, whose product is annotated as protein tyrosine phosphatase non-receptor type 1. The transcript has 9 exons. Gene Ontology annotation, molecular function: protein tyrosine phosphatase activity. The record is from RefSeq and is a predicted model, not a curated record. The coding region runs from base 265 to 1350 and encodes 361 amino acids. Gene Ontology annotation, biological process: protein dephosphorylation. NCBI's taxonomy places the organism in Eukaryota, Metazoa, Chordata, Aves, Passeriformes, Paridae.